Molecule: messenger RNA, 1369 nt
Organism: Spodoptera litura
Lineage: Eukaryota; Metazoa; Arthropoda; Insecta; Lepidoptera; Noctuidae
Biological process (GO): sensory perception of smell; detection of chemical stimulus involved in sensory perception of smell
Cellular component (GO): plasma membrane
Molecular function (GO): olfactory receptor activity; odorant binding
Source: RefSeq, a predicted model, not a curated record
GAUAGGACACCCCUCAGAAAAUAUGCAGAUAGAACUUUAGAUGUAAAUUACUGAUUUUCUUCGCAAAGAUGGGUUUAAAAAAGUUUCUUUUUGAAGAUGAAUCUGUGCAGGGCAUCACUGCACCAACUGAUUACCUCUACGUUAAACUCUUGCGCAUGACUUUGCGUAUCAUCGCCACCUGGCCUCAGACAGAACUCGGAGAGAAGGAACCUGUAUACUUGAAUGUUUUUCUAAAGUAUUUUUAUUUAGUGGCCACCAUUGGCUGUCAAAUCGGUUCAUAUUGUUACCUCAGAACGUAUAGUGAUGAACUUACCAUGAUGGAGGCUGGCCAUAAUUAUAUUAUGAUUAUGAUGACAUUCAUCGAUAUAUCAAGAAUUACAUCGCUCACAUUUUCUACGGAAUACAGAAAACUUUGCAAAGAAUUCUUCACGAAAAUGCAUCUCUUUUACUUCAAAGAUAUAUCUGAACAUGCGAUGGCGACUCACAAACGGGUGCACUUGAUAUCUCAUUUGUUUACUUUGUGGUUAUUAUUUCAAAUGCUGUUUGGGGUGCCUCUUUUUAACCUCGUACCAAUGUACUAUAAUUAUGCUGCUGGAAGAUAUAAACCUGGUGGCACACAAAACUCAACUUUUGAACAUUCUAUGUAUUACCAGUAUCCAUUUGAUACGCUCACUGAAAUAAAGGGAUAUAUCGUUGCUAAUAUUAUUAAUUGGAUAUUGUCUUCUCUCUGCGUAAUCUGGUUUUGCAUGUGUGACCUCAUUCUAUUACUGAUGGUGUUCAAUAUUUGGGGACAUUUGAGAAUGCUUACAUACACCCUGAAUAAUUUUCCUAGACCAAGUGUAGAGACUACUAUCACAAUAGAUGGAGGAUUAACAGUAACAAGUGCUAUAUAUUCUGAUGAAGAGAACGUACAAAUAUUUAGAAAGUUAAAAGAAUGUGUUGAUUAUCAUCGACGUAUUGUUGAAUUUAAUAGCAAAGUUUCUGAUGUAUUUGGUCCAAUGUUGAUUAUCUAUUAUUUAUACCAUCAAACAAGCGGCUGUUUAUUGUUACUGGAGUGUUCACAAAUGACUGCACCAGUCCUAAUGCGUUAUUUACCCCUGACGAUAGUGUGCACUCAGCAACUGAUUCAGUUAUCAGUAAUUUUUGAAUUAAUUGGAACUGAGAGCGAAAAGUUACCAAGCGCCGUGUACAGUGUACCAUGGGAAUGUAUGAGCAUAAGUAAUAAAAAAUUUGUGAUAUUCUUCUUAAUGAAUGUUAAAGAGCCAAUAGCUGUGAAACCUCUAGGCAUUGCCAAUGUCGGUGUCACGACUAUGGCUUCGAUUUUGAGAACAUCGUUGUCCUAUUUCACCUUUUUACGCAGCAUUUGAAU